UUUAGACACAGUUUUUUAUCGAUAUUUAUAUAUGUCCAUAACCGCGCAAUAAGAACCGAAAAUAUGAUAUGCAAAUGUUACUUAAACUAAUUUUGACGUACAAUAUUUACUUCGGAUGCGUAAUUUAUGAAGUAUUAAAUUUUCCGAAAUCUUGCACUGCCAGAGCAUUUGCUAUUAAUGUAUCGAAUUAUGAGUAUAAUAUUGGAUUGAUUAUAGAUUCGAAUGAUGAAACCAAAAGUGAUGAAAGACGCUUUUAUUCAGACAUUUAUUCACAAUUGUGUCAUCGUUCCAUUCAACGAUUCACAACGGACAAACCCAAGGUUUGCAAAAUAAGAAGCAAAAACCUAUACACGUGUUUCAACUUUGAGAAUCCCCGUUAUUGGAAAAAUACGAAGAGAAAUUUUCAGCUGUACUUUCAAACGAGCGCUGAUAUAAUCUAUCGGCGAAAGUUGCUUGGUUACGAGCAAGAUUUUUUCGAAAUUUACCCUAUGAGAUACAGCAGGUUUAAAAGAAUACCUGAUGAAAUUACCCAAAUGAGAGUGUCGGAUUUGACGAAGAAGAAACGUGAUGUCAUUGCAAAGAAUAUCUACUCGAACGAGGAAAAUAUAGAUUGGGCAGCCUGGGACAAUUGGAGCAUUUGGAGUGCGUGCAGUGUAUCUUGCGGGCAAGGACGACAGGUCCGUUGGCGUCAUUGUUUGUCCGCAGAUUGCACUAAAGGUCUCAAGAAGGCACAGUUGAAAAGCUGCCAUCUGAAGGAUUGUGGUACCAAAGGCAUCCUCGGUUGGCUCGGGAUAAAAUCGUGAUCCGUUUGCGACUUGCGAAAGUGAAGCGAAAUGAACGACAAAGUCUUCCUGACAUCAUUAUGUGGAAAGUACUAAGCGGUCUCGAGAACGCACAAACAAAAAAGUCCUUACUUUGUAAACUAUUACGGAGAAAAUUCAUUUCCGGAUAUUACUCUCUCUUAGACUAAAAUUGUCUUAAUCUGACAACAAGAAGAAUAUGACUACAAGAAUGCAAGCAUGGUUGAGCCAUGGAUUAUUUU
Trachymyrmex septentrionalis is the source of this 1042-nucleotide messenger RNA. RefSeq lists its product as uncharacterized. The transcript has 4 exons. NCBI's taxonomy places the organism in Eukaryota, Metazoa, Arthropoda, Insecta, Hymenoptera, Formicidae. The record is from RefSeq and is a predicted model, not a curated record. Bases 69 to 803 code for a protein of 244 amino acids.